AUGCGAGUCAACUUACAUAGCUGUGUUGAAAUUACUUUGAAGUACAUUCUGCUGUUUCAAACCACUUCAAACGAGCAGCCUCAGGAUUACAUGGUUUUUGAGACCUUGGAAAGUACAAGAAUGAAGAAUUUUUUGGAAACAUGUGCAUCGAUACCACCGACAGAAACACUCUGCGAUACCAAGAAAUGCGAUCCAGGACAUGACUCCAAGAAAAUGAAGCAGACGAACGAAUAUACCGGUUACAGUACUGCGUAUGUGAGCAAAAUCUUUCAUGACAGAGAUAUCAAGAACAAGUCGUACCAAGACAUAAUCCAGGACGAAUGCGAUACGAGCUUCAAAAUUAUAAGCGUGCCGUUUUCCAAGGCUACGUUCGAAAAAAUUUACUAUCUAUCGGCAGAAAAGGAUACGGUGUUCACGGACGAAGAAAUCUGUUCGAUAUUUGCUCACUUAUUUCCAUACAACGAUGAUGUUCUUUUACUGUUAUCAUGGACAAUCUGUCUACAUCUUCAUAACAACCCCGUGUUCCUCCAAGAACUGCUCGACAUUGCCCGUUAUCCCGGCAGCUCUACCCAACAGCUCAAACACCUAUCAACGAUUGUUGCCGGCACUAGUGACAGCGCAAAAAUCUUCAGAGAAAUGGUGAACUCGAACAUGAUUUCCGCUUUGAAGAAUAAAAGUGAAUUGACAGCAAUGGCACUCAAAAUGAGAGUCAAUUAUAUGGAUUUUUGGAAAAAGUUCACGCUAGACAAAUUAGUGAUAGCGUGUUUAAUUGAGAAAUUAACCAUCUCGUAUGACUGGUUCGCUUCCAAGUGCGACGUUCUCCAUGAAAAAUUCCAAGGAGUUGCAGCCAAAUCCUCGCUAGUAGUAACAAUAUGUGAUAUUCGUGAUAAUUACGAUGCGACAAAACCUGAGCUGACCUCAGAGAGCGAAAUAUUGAACAACAAACUUGCGUUCAUUUCUGAGUGCAAGUUUUUACAAAAUGAAUGCAUUCGUGAGGUCGUUUUGGAAUUUGAUGGCAUACACAGUUCGCUUAACCCAGGCAUUUUAAGUACCAUAGGAAAUUUAUCCACAGUGAUAGCCAAGUCUGUAUCCGUUGACUUCGUUAAAUCAAUGCGUGAGGAUGUUAAAAAUGUUGAGGUUGUCUUCAGCCACAAGCAGCUCGGUUCAGCCUGUAUUAUUCCUCAUACUGUAAAGCAAUUAUCAUUUGUUCAAUCACAAUUUCAUGAAAAUAUUACGUUUCCAGACCAUAUUCGCUCUAUCAGCGUACUGAAGUCAAAAGUUAACGAGAACGUUACUUUCACGUUUGAUCAAAGCUGUGAAAGCGUUAAUCUGAAUGAUACCUCAGUAAGAGUUAAGAUCCUUGAACACGCUGAUCUUAACCAUAUAACUUUGAUUAAAGAAUCGAGUUAG
Vavraia culicis subsp. floridensis is the source of this 1410-nucleotide messenger RNA. RefSeq lists its product as uncharacterized. Lineage: Eukaryota; Fungi; Microsporidia; Pleistophoridae. The transcript has a single exon. The coding region runs from base 1 to 1410 and encodes 469 amino acids. The record is from RefSeq and is a predicted model, not a curated record.